CAUUUUUAUUUGUGAGUGUUCUGAGGAUGGAAUGGUCUGCUACAUCGGCCACAAGAGCUUAUCUUGAUACCAUUAAACUGUGCAAUGAUCACAAGAGAAGAUGCAAGUACUCAUGGAAAACUCCAGAGCCCGGAAGCAAUGAAUUCGUAUCGGCCUUAGCCGCAGGAAUGAAAGCCAAGCUCAUAGUGGAAGUGGCAUCAACCGCUUCACCGUCAACAAUUGCCUUGGCAGCCGCCGCUAGACAAACCGGAGGCAGGCUAGUUUGCAUCCUGCCAGAGCCCGUCCUCUCCGAAUCGAAGAAAGUGAUCAAAGAUUCGGGCUUAAGGGACUUGGUGGAAUUCAAAACUGGCGACCCUUCAAAGCUCUUGCCGCGCUACGAGAACAUUGAUUUCUCCCUCAUUGAUUGCAAGAAUGAGGACUACACAAGGCUGCUGAGUUUGAUAGAUGUCAAUCCUAGGAGAUCAGUGGUGGUGGCCAAUAACCUGGUGGGUGAGAGCACAGGGUUGGAAGGUCAUGUUAGGGGAAUGUUGGAGGAGAGGGUUGCCGUGAGGUCGGUGAAGCAUCCGAUAGGAAAAGGCAUGGAGGUGACCAUGAUUGGGACUAAUGAUUUGGACGUUGAAAAGAGAGAUUGGGGUGGUGGAGGAAGUAGUGCUAGUGCUUCUUGUCGGGUUCGGAAAAGUGGCGGUUCGAUGAAGAGGGCUGUUGAUAAGAGCAAAUGGGUUGUUCAGUUUGAUGAGGAAAGCGGUGAGGAACACAUCUUUAGAGUGCCUAAAUAGCUCUUAUGCAUCAUCAUGAGCAGAUGUUUUUUGGUGUUACCAAAUGAAAGAAUUGGUCAAGUGCAAUGAGGGAAACUAAAAGGAAAAAAAGGCCAAUUCUUUUCAUUUCAUAAGUUGAAUUAUCUCAUUGUUUGGUCACAAUGUUGAUUAAAUAAUAUAUACGAAAACAGGGCAGGCUUAGCAGCUUAUUGGUGUUAGAAGUGCAGCAAUUCUUCUGGAGAUGAUGGAUUCGCAUGCUUUAUAUUAGCAAGAUAGAAAGUUGAGGGGCCUUUGGGCGCAUCGCAUGCUUGUUAUAAGCUAUAAUUGUGAGCAUAUCAUGUUUCUUGCUUUUAUUCAUUUCAGCUAAAGUAUGGAAAAGUAAGUAAUUAGAAUGGCAUGUACUAUAUUAAAUUA
Molecule: messenger RNA, 1169 nt
Organism: Morus notabilis
Lineage: Eukaryota; Viridiplantae; Streptophyta; Magnoliopsida; Rosales; Moraceae
Exons: 2
Coding region: 27-776 (249 amino acids)
Source: RefSeq, a predicted model, not a curated record